This is a messenger RNA of Rhodamnia argentea, 830 nucleotides long. Its product is annotated as ethylene-responsive transcription factor ERF027-like. The transcript has a single exon. The record is from RefSeq and is a predicted model, not a curated record. Gene Ontology annotation, biological process: regulation of DNA-templated transcription. Gene Ontology annotation, molecular function: DNA binding; DNA-binding transcription factor activity. The coding region runs from base 72 to 683 and encodes 203 amino acids. Lineage: Eukaryota; Viridiplantae; Streptophyta; Magnoliopsida; Myrtales; Myrtaceae.
CGUCCAUAUUAAAUAUCGUUUGUAUUUUACACCUUCAUCAAUGUCCAUGUGUUUGUGUUUGUCUUAGAUGAAUGGCCAAUCAGCCUUCUAGUCACCCUCUCGAGUGUGCUCUUCCCACGCCGGAACAUUCCCCACGCGCCUCUCCCGCAGCCGCUACCAUGGAUCAGCACUCCCUGCCGCCCGGUGCUGCCAAUUCGCCUGCUCAUCAUCCACCGGUCUCCAGGAGACAUCCGGCGUAUCGCGGGAUCCGGUCUCGCGGCCAGAAAUGGGUGUCCGAGAUACGAGAGCCGCGGAAAGCCACACGCGUUUGGCUCGGCACUUACCCGACCCCGGAGAUGGCUGCGGCUGCUUAUGACGUCGCAGCCCUUGCCCUGAAAGGCCCUGGUGCCCUCCUCAACUUCCCAAGCUCUGUCCUCACGUAUCCUAUUCCGCCUUCUGCCUCACCAUCGGACGUACGGGCUGCUGCGUCGAGAGCAGCGGCUUCGAGGCUCCCGAGGUGGGAUCUCAACAUGGACCCGAACGCACGCAUGGCAGCUUCGGGGCAAGAAUUCGUCGACGAGGAUGCCAUCUUGAACAUGCCGAACCUGUUAGCCAACAUGGCGGAGGGGAUGCUCGUGAGCCCGCCGCCGCCGGAGGAAUCACAGGAGUAUUCCGACGCGGAAGGCUUGUGGAAUUAUCCAUGAUAAGAAUAAAGUCACUGUCACUCUAGACGUACGUAACGUGGAUUUUCCUGGUUUGUCGCUUUUUCACAACGUGGAAUUUCGUCAGCAGCUGAUUGGUUGUUUUUCAUUUUAUGUAGCCGAUGCAAGAGUUUCUAAAGUUUGUUCCAA